AUGCAAUACUUGGUUGCGAAUUCCUCCGGUUACUGUUUCAAGUUUGACUUGCAGGAAUGCUUAGUUGAAAGUGGUAAUGUAGCUGCUAAAAAACAGAAUUUUUUAGAGGUCUUGCGGCCAAGUCAUGACUAUGCUAAUGGGUUACGAGAGGCGGAAAUGCUUCUCAACGAAACCGUGGAACGUCGCAGUGAGGGCACUGUGUUAGAAGCACAUCUGCUGCUUGCAAAAUUACAUUAUGCAUGCGCCUCCUACACACAGGCUCUAAAAGACAUCGAAAAUUCUGGGAUGGAGCUAGCCAAUACACCUUUUCGUACUUUGCGAGCUCUACGAUUAGUUGCUGAAGUGUACGCAAUAAAAGGCUUUUGCUUGGAGGCAAUCGAAGGUCAUGAUAAAGAAUCUAGUAAAAUGAAGGCUCUGUUCUGCUAUGAGAAGGCUGCUGAGUUGGCGAUCCUAUAUGUUGGAGAAAUUGAGAAAAAUAUUGUCGGUGGUUCAGGAAAAGGGAGCGCAGCGAGCUCUCUGCAGCAGUCUCGACCUGAGAAGCUAGGAGACAUUCUUGAGUGUUGUUUGGAACGCGUGGCGGCGUUAAGAGUUCGAGAUUCAACAAUUGAGAGAAAGAGUAACGUGGAAGGAAUUGAGUGGUAUCGCCGUAUAAUAACAUGCCUCGGUGAUAAGUCGACGGGAGAGCGGUUGCAACAGAAAAUGUCUCGACAAUUUGCCGAACUUCUUAUGCGAGCAGUUCCGGCAGAUCUGAGAGGUGGAACGACGAGUCAAGCCGUAAGCAUGAAAAGCCAGAAUUUGAGGUAA
Haemonchus placei is the source of this 804-nucleotide messenger RNA. The record is from the annotation of a GenBank genome assembly. NCBI's taxonomy places the organism in Eukaryota, Metazoa, Nematoda, Chromadorea, Rhabditida, Trichostrongylidae.